Molecule: messenger RNA, 1278 nt
Organism: Miscanthus lutarioriparius
Lineage: Eukaryota; Viridiplantae; Streptophyta; Magnoliopsida; Poales; Poaceae
Source: the annotation of a GenBank genome assembly
AUGAGCGGUGGGAGCGUAAGCGCCGUGUUCUACGCGGACAAGUACCACCCGAUCCAGGCCGGCAGCAUCGACGGCACGGACGUCGCGCCCCACGACAACGCCGUCCUCCGCGCCCUCAUCUGCUCCCAGGCCGGCCUCUACGACCCUUUCGGCGACCCCAAGACCUCCGGUGACCCCUACUGCACGGUCUUCGUCGGCCGUCUCUCGCGGCAGACCGACGACGACACGCUUCGGAAGGCGAUGAGCAGGUACGGGAGGGUGAAGAGCAUGCGGCUGGUGCGUGACAUUGUUACAGGUGCUUCUCGUGGUUAUGCAUUUGUUGAGUAUGAAACUGACAGAGAGAUGCAUCGUGCCUAUGAGGAUGCGCACCAUUCAAUUAUUGACGGCAGUGAAGUGAUUGUUGAUUACUACAGGCAACAGCUUAUGCCUGGGUGGAUACCAAGGAGGCUAGGAGGGGGGCUUGGAGGAAUGAAAGAAUCUGGACAGCUUCGCUUUGGAGGUCGAGAGAGGCCAUUUCGUGCUCCUUUGCGACCUAUUCCUUAUGAUGAACUGAAGAAGCUUGGGAUCCCACCACCACCUGAAGGGCGAUAUAUGACACGUUAUCAGGUUCCACCACCACCAAGGCGGAAGAGUAGCAAGGUUGACAUUGAAGAUUCACCUCCUAGGAGAAGAUCCAAGGACAGAGCUGGGGUUAGUACCUACAGAAGGCAAAUAAGUUCUACUGACGAUGAUGAAACCCCUCGUAGGAGGAAAAGCAGCCAUGACGGGCUAGAAGAAUCACAAAGCCGGAGGAGCGCAAGAUCAUCCAUUACCAGGGAGGACAACAGGUACAGCAGUCAGAGGAAGUCCAAGGGACAUGACGAAGGUUAUCGCAAGCGCCGACGAAGCCAAGAAGUGGGAGAAGUAUCUCCACCAGAGGAAGAUGGUAGCUAUGAAAGGGAGAGAACUUCAGACAAACCUGGUCGCAGCACUGAUCGGUACCAUCACCAUCGGCAUCACAGGGAGGAUACAUAUGAGAGCAGAUACUCACACCACAGGGAUCAUCGCAAGUGCAGACGAAGCCAAGAACUGGGCGAAUUAUCUCCACCAGAGGAAGACAGUGGCUAUGAAAGGGAGAGAACUUCAGACGAACCUGGUCGCAGCCCUGAUCGGUACCAUCACCAUCGGCAUCACAGGGAGGAUACAUAUGAGAGCAGACACUCUCACCACAGGGAUCGCCGACGCCAUGGUGACCGGCAUCACUCCAAGAGAAGCGAGAGCCGAGAUUACAGGGACUAG